This is a messenger RNA of Exophiala dermatitidis NIH/UT8656, 5160 nucleotides long. RefSeq lists its product as uncharacterized. The transcript has a single exon. The coding region runs from base 461 to 2647 and encodes 728 amino acids. The record is from RefSeq and is a predicted model, not a curated record. Lineage: Eukaryota; Fungi; Ascomycota; Eurotiomycetes; Chaetothyriales; Herpotrichiellaceae.
AUCUGCUUUUCCAUCGUUGUUUGCAGCUCGACUACGAUGUCUAUAUCCCUGCGGCUGAGCAGGAUCUGGGCCUGGAUCCUGGGCCAAUACAAUCUUGCAUGUGUCUUCAACGGCUUCUUCCCGCUGCCCGUCUCACCUCUCACCGAUUAGUCCUCACCAUGCAUAAGGCGACCAAGGGCUACCCUAGGCGAGGGAGCCUGGCUUCAGCCCGUCCUCUUGCCAGCGGCCACACCUCCCCUCUCGUGCAAUGAUACCUUCUUAUCGUGCAUCUCUGUCCCAAGAGACUGAACAGUCCCUUGUAUGUGCAGACUCGAUAUCCGAGUCAUCGUCAUGGCGGGUGCAAUCAUGGUCCAUUUCUACCUCUACGACGAUCCGCCGGUGAGUAUGGUUAAUAUACCUCAGGCGGGACUCUGAAGAGUAGACCAUCAAAGUGAAGACAGCUUGCCUGUCUUUCGAAGCCAUGUCUGCAGAGAACCAACACUGGAGCUCGUUGCACCAACCCACCAACACAAGGAUGACUUUCGCCGAGCGUCUUCAAGACCGUCUGGCCAUCAGCGACCACACGCGGGGAUCUUCAAGAGAAGGAACUAUCCCCAGCUAUGUCCACACUCCCACCGAGAGUGUGGACUGGUCCCAGGCAUCUUUCGUCUUCGACAAGUCCCAAGGUGCAAAGGUAACCUGUCUGGACGAUCUGCACUCGGCAUCAUGCCGUGAUUUUCCUCAGAACGAGAAGUAUACUCCCUUGUCCAACGAUGGCCAAGAGUUGCAAUGCCCACCACCUAUCUUGUGGAAGACGAUUCUGCUCCCGACGGCAGCCAUCAUCUUCCCCAUGGCCGCUCUGGUGGCCGGACUGCUCGCCUUGAUUUUUGGCUACCGAGUCAAGUCCGACGACAGUCUGUUUGAGGAAGUGUCCAACGCGGCAGCCUUGCGAGAUCAUGCCGUAGUGCUGGUCAACUACUCAGCUACCCGGAUUGUCUUUGUAGCGUCAUGGGCGUCGACGCUGGCACCCCUACUAUCCGGUUUCAUCAUGAGCCUGUCCAGCUUCCAUCUGGCUCUGGCCAUGUACCGGUCGUCCUGUGCUUCGGAGGCCCAACACGAUCUCCCCACGCCAUAUCAAUACAGUCUUCUCGUUGGACUAUGCUUAGCUUCGACAGGAAGGUUGAGGAGGUAUUUCUCCUACUCGAAAACCCACGGAGUCAUUGUCCCGCCCAUUCUCCGUCGAGCCGCUCGCAUGCUGGCCUUGUCACUCUUUCUGGCAUGCGUCGUGUUCGCAACUGAUACGGCCCUUCAUUACACGACCAGCACGAUCAACUUCGACCAGGUAUCCAUUUCCGCCACCGUGCACAGCUAUGGCCGUGGACUCUCGUCCGACUGUUUGACGCUCAACCGUUCCGAUAACUUCGGUCUGCCGUGCUCACGCAACGGGGCCGUUGCAGAAGCAGAUUAUGACACCUACGUGGCAGGUCAGAACGAGAUUUUCUUCCUGCAACACGGGACAUCGAAUAUCUCGGAAAUCCGACUCGUUGACCACCCAAACUUGGCCAACGAGAAGGUUGCCCUUUUGCUUCCUCAGAGCGACAAUCUCUCGCCGUUUCGUGACUAUCGCGCCGAAACCACCGGCGUCGUCACCACCUGCACACCCAUCAGCUCAGAAUGCCAAUGGAAGUCAUGGGGCCACCUAGAUCUCUACAGCCAGUUCAACUGCAGCGACGAGUUCUACGGCGUCCUCGGCAAAGCCGCCAACGUAAGCAACGCGGGCACUGUCGUCAGUGAUCCAGAUGUGCCUCCACUAGGGUUCAAGCCAGGUGCUGGGCUCCAGUACGGAUUCUACAUGGACAAACAGCUGACCCAACAAUACGACAGCACGGGCAACUUCGGACCCUUCAUGACGGACGCCCAGCUCAUCAACCCUGUGUACCUGGGCAUCGCAUCACGCUUUGCUUCGACAUCUCAACGGGCGGGAGUCAACAUGUCCAGUGACCAGGGUGUGCACAAAGGGCCAACCUCGAACAUUGAUUUCGUGCUCCAAUGCCAAUACACAACCUAUCUCGUCGACUACAGCUGGGUGAACUCGACAGCACGGAUCAACAAGCUUACACCAUCCCCUAACGGCACAUUGGCAGAGAUAUACCACGGCUAUGAUCUCGUCGGCAGUGUCAGUGCCUUCGACAGUGAUUUGCAAGACAUGAUCCUUCAAGCCGCGCUGGCCUCAGACCCUACAGAGUUGGCGGCCAGUUUUGCGACAAGCUAUUCCGCCCGAGUCAUGAGCGUCAUCGGCCCGUUCCUGUCCACUCGCGACAACACUGCCGAACAGACUCGCACCUCGUUGCUCGUGGCCAAAGUCCCAAAGGCCCCACUUGCCAUUCUGGCGUCUUGUUGUCUGGCUUAUGUCCUGUUUGGUAUUGUUACUGCCGUAUUCGCCUAUCGCGCUCUCAGCCGUGUCGAUGUCCGCGACCUUGCGUUUCAGUUCGGUCUUCCUGCCCUGGGUCUGCAUGCGUUUCGCGAUCCCGUCACGGAUCAGUCGGCUUGGGCGGUCGAUGAUGCUGGACAUCGUCUGUUUGAUGAAACUAAUGUCAAGACGGAGACUAUGCGGGUCGCUGUUGAGGGUGGGCCGAGGUCGGGGUAUGUGUUGAAGAGUUUGGUCUGAUGUGGAGUUGCUUGGCUUCCGACUCAAGAGCGUCAGCAUCUUACAGUCAGUCUGGUUGCUCUCGACCUUUCCUCGGUGGACUGGUCAAUACGUCCUCUCAGGCUUGUCUGGAGUGAACAACGGCCACCGGACCAAGUCAAAGUCUGCUAGUCAGACAAAAUGAGUUUUCUGUUUGAUAGAGAAGGAGAAGGAAAAGGAGAGCAGAAAAUCUUAGAUCUGCCUCGCGAGACAGUGUGCAUGCCUACCUUGCAUCCUACUCUCUAGAACCAGUACGCCAGACGAUGCCCGAAGAAGACGGAGAGAGAAAGUCUCGUUUGAAAAGGCUGAGGUAGUAUUAUGAUUCUCACCUCACAGUGGUGGGUGCCAACGCCGGCGUAGGCACCAUCCUUGCCCGGACAUAAGGAGCAAGGAUUCGGAAAAACAAAAUAAAAGGAGAGAAAAAAGAGUAGAGCUGAGCCCAGUCACUCCAAUACAAUACAAUAUACCUGAAUAUUGAUUCCAGACUAUUGCUUUUUGCCCAACCUAUUUAUAUCAUAUUUCCGAUAUCCAUCUCCAUGACCAUAUCCACCAUCUCCAACAUAUUCACCUCCGCCAUGAUCCAACUGCCUUCCAAUAUGGCACGCCCCCAUAUCUCCCCCAGCAGCCGCCCAGCAGCCGCCCAGCAGCCGCCCGUUUGAGACCCCUUUUACUGUAUCUAUUUCACACCCGUCUUGUCCCCGUUAGAACAGGAACCCCCACCUCCCCAAGAUCAUUAUUCCUAUCCAAAAACUCCCUAUCGACAACCGCGGCCCCGGGAAUCCUCGACAAAAACCCCAAACCAAGCAUAAUCUGUUCACGUUCCCAGAGUUUUGAGCCAUCAAUCACGCGGAAAGUAUGUCGGAAGGAAAUGAUGUUGUCUCCUUGACUUUCCCCGCUGUUCACACCACCACUACCAGUACCAGUACCACCAGGCACCACAGCCGUGGUUAAAACAAUCUCAAAACUCUUGAGAUCAUUAUUAAACCCGAUGUCACUGGCCCUCUCGAGUCCGUUAACCAAAUCCAUGGUGACGAAGCUGUCGAACACGGAUAGAUUGGUAGAUGCGAGGACGGAAACGGGGUCACCGUGGGCGGUUUGGGUGACCAGGGCGAUGACAUUGCCAUUGACGUCGUUUGAACUCAAAAUUUGAGACUUGUUGUUUAUUUUCGUUGUGUUCCCAGCAGAAGUGCCAUUCGCGUUGUUGCUGGUGCUAUCAUUGUCGUCACUUGUACCGGUACCAGCAGUAUUAUCGGCAACAGCUCCAGAUCCAGCAGUCACGCAGCAGAUCGCUUGAAUGUAGGCUGGGCAACUGGCUUCGCAGCCGCAGGGACAGGCGAGAGGGAGGGAGGGGCGCUGGCGGGCAUUGAUGUGUGUGGCGAUUGGCUUUUGUUGCGCUGCACCAGCGCCAGCACCGCCAUUGUUGUGGCCGUCGACGACCCCGUUUGUGUCUGGACUUGUUGCCUGUUGAUCAUCGUUGGAGUUGCUGUUGCCUCCUGGGGGCAUCACUCCAGACCCAGGAGUCACGCAGCAUAUAGCUUGGACGUUUGGCGGGCAGCCGGCUUCGCAGUGACAUGGACAUCCGAGACGUGCGGGUAUCCUGAAUCCGGGAACGGGUGAUCGCCUUGCAUCUGUCUCGGGGACAGGAGGCUCGGACUGGCCCUUGUCUGCGCUGUCUGUUCGAGAGGCUUGACCGUUGGACACAUCCAGCGUUCCUGCUGUACAGCAGACAGGGUCGCAGCCUGGAGCACACGUGAGGCAUCUGUCUGAGCAGAGUGCGUGUGUAGCAGCAGUGGUGGCGUCAAGUAGGUCGGUCCAUUUAAAUGCGUGGUUGAAGGUGUUUCCCCAUCCGCCGAUGUAGGCAUUGGUACCAGCAGCACCGGCCUGUGAGUGCUCGCUGAAAAUGGCUUUGAAUUUUUGCACUUUGCUCAUAUCGACAUUGUCGUCGGCCAUUGUGUUAGGUACAGCUUGUUGAGAGAAGUUGCGGACAUCUUUGGCUGCAACGAAUGUGGACAAGACCAAAAAUGCGGCAACUGCCGUCAAGAGCCUUGAGAAGCCCAUCGUCAUCGAAUCUGUGGUCCGCCUGUGGUCUUCCUGUAAACCACCGGUAGCAAUGGAUUUUAUGGUGUAUAUGGAGUGGUGAAAGAGAAAAUAUGUAGCUGGCAACCUUUAUGUUUCAACAGGAUUUAUAGUUUACUUCUCGUCCGACUGUACUGAACGGGCCCAAAGUGAUCAUCUCGACAUGACCGGAUGUAGACAACUCGCGGGCCGCCCUGCAACGAUUCGUGUGGUAUUCUGCGCAGCAUCGCAGGGACUUGGAGCUGACUGCUAAUCGUGGACAAAGUGGUCGACCGGUCUGAAUUGAGACGUCAGCGAAAAACCCCCAACUUGAGCAGACUCCUUCACCGAGGUUGCGUCGACGUGCAUGGCCCUAUACGCAGGUCAUGGUCCAAUCUGUGCAUUAUGUUGAAGACAUUGGCCGGUUCGCAACGCGUGGC